This is a messenger RNA of Rodentolepis nana, 348 nucleotides long. NCBI's taxonomy places the organism in Eukaryota, Metazoa, Platyhelminthes, Cestoda, Cyclophyllidea, Hymenolepididae. The record is from the annotation of a GenBank genome assembly.
AUGAAAUGCAAAGGAAAAGAGAUCAAGGCGAAUCUGGCUAUGAGAUCUGACAUUUCAGAAGCCAACUUCUAUCUUUCUCCCCAACCAAGUAACGGUGGCUUUGUCUACGAAGAUGCAAUGGGAUUCCAGACAGGUCCCUUCUGUUCCCCAAGGGGUACCGCACCUCUACUGACGGAAGUUACCUCUGUGAGCGGAAAUGAAGCAACUCCUCAAUCAACACAAUUUCUUACUGCAAACACGACUACUGCUAUUCCAGAUGGUGUCAUCCGUUUAGCCUGUCUUCCUGCAAAACAGUCGCAUACACUGGCGAGAUGCAAUUUCAUCGGACAGAAAAAAUUGAUAGCAUAA